AUGCAAAGGUUGCAAGACUGGUACCUGAAAGCCUGUCGAAGAUGUGAAAGCUACAUCACGGUGUAUCUUAGAGAUGAGCAUUACUUCCGGGGGGAAGACGAGAUAAACCUUGAGUUAGAAGAACUGUUUCAGUUAUUCAAUCAAGACGCCCUCGACAAAGCUGUCAUCAGUUGCUACUGCCUAAUGAAGAAGCUGGAAUACAAAAGAGGCAAGCUCCUACCGCUGGGGUUCAUAGACCCAAACACAGUUCAUGAAGUUACGGUUCGACGGUACCCCAAGGACACAGAGGACAACAUCGUAAUGUUUUUAGAGAAGCAAGCAGACAAAGAGGAUAUAUUCUUUCCCUACAACUUCAAUUUCCACUUUAUUCUCCUAAUCAUUGAUCUUCACCUUGGAGUCGUAAACGUCAUGGACUCGAAACGUAAAGAAUAUGCGGAAUGGGCGGACAUGGCUGCCAUCCUCCAGAGGUAGUUUCAAUCAAUUUCGUAUUGGCAUCUUCAUCUGCUCUAAUUCGAAGAUAUCAUCAACUAAUCAAUUACUCAUUUACUCAUUAUUUUUUGCCGGGCAGGGCUUG
Lolium perenne is the source of this 574-nucleotide messenger RNA. NCBI's taxonomy places the organism in Eukaryota, Viridiplantae, Streptophyta, Magnoliopsida, Poales, Poaceae. The record is from RefSeq and is a predicted model, not a curated record.